Messenger RNA from Aegilops tauschii subsp. strangulata, 790 nucleotides. The record is from RefSeq and is a predicted model, not a curated record. NCBI's taxonomy places the organism in Eukaryota, Viridiplantae, Streptophyta, Magnoliopsida, Poales, Poaceae.
GACAAUCAAGAUAAGAAGCACGAUGGAACUACUGCGUUGACAACACACGAUAGCGUUGGAGUGCAGGACAGAGCAACCGCGUAAGUCCGCUGACAUUUUCUCCGGACAAAGACUUUAAGUACUGGUCGACCGGCGUUCAAUUGUUACAAACAAUUUUGAUCAAGAGCAGAAACUCUCGAUCGAGCAGCAGCAGCAGAGAUGGUCAGGGCGAUGGGUAUUGCCGCGGCAAAAGGCUUCACCGCCGGUUCCAUGCACUACACGCCCAGCGGCGUCGUGUGUCUAGCUUUCGCCUUCGUGGCCGCGGUUGCGAUCGUGGCCGUCGCCGUGUUCGGCUGCGCCGGCCACAAGAGCUCCGGCGGGAAGAAGCCUCGACGUGGUCACGGCGGCUCCUACUGGGCAGCUGGAGCGGGCGCAGGCGCAGGCGUCUAUGUUGGAGACAGCGGUGUUAGCACAGGCGGCGGAGGCUGUGGAGGAGGUGGUGGCGGAGGCUGCGGGGGCGGAGGAGGCGGAGGAGGUUGCUGAGGAAAGACAUCAUAUACAGGGGAUUAUUACUGCAAGACCCAUGAUAUUGUUUCCAUAAAUUUCACUUCAUUCAAAUAUUUGUAAAUAAUACUUUCAUUUCGAUGAUGUUGUAAAUGACCGCCCACUUGUUUACAUAUACAUAUUCAUUCAUACCAGAAGGGUUGGGCACGCUUUGCUGCACCAUUGGUGUCGUUGGGUUUCAAAAAAAAGUACUCACUCUAUUUUCAAAUAUAAGGUGUAUUACUUUUUUUUGUAAAGUCAAACGUUU